AUGGGCCUCUUGUGGAAGAGUGACAAUCCUGUGCUUCCUUACAACAGAACACUAGCUGAAGCGAGACUGCAACACUUAAAGAGACGCUUCCUUCGAGAUCCAGAACUUGAAGUCAAAUAUAAAGCUGUGAUUGAAGACUGUGUGACCAAGGGAUAUGCAAGAAAGCUCACAAAGGAGGAAGCAGCAACAGUCAGCAAAACCACAUGGUUCCUGCCUUACUACCCAGUAAGCAAUCCGAGCAAGUCAGGCAAGGUGAGAGUGAUGUUUGAUGUGGCUGCAAGAUUCAGCGGCACAUCCCUAAACGAACAGCUCCUACAAGGACCUAGUCUGACAAAUGACCUGUCUGGAGUGUUGAUUCAUUUUCGUGAAGAAGAAAUUGCCUUCUCAACAGAUAUCGAGGGCAUGUUCUACCAGACCAGAGUAACUCCAAAUGAUACAGAUUCUCUGAGGUUCUUGUGGUGGCCUAAAGGUAUUGACGUGCCUCCAGAAGAAUACAAAAUGUUGGUCCAUAUUUUUGGUGCUAAGUCUUCACCCUGCUGUGCCAACAAGGCGUUAAGCAUGACAGCACAAGACAAUGAAGAAAAUUACCCACCCAAAGUGAUCAGAACAGUUCGUAGAAAUUUCUAUGUGGACGAUGUGCUGAAGUCCGUCCCAAAUACUGAUCAAGCCAUACCCCUGGCCUCAGAUCUUAUGAAGUUGUUGAGAGAAGGAGGAUUCCGCCUAACAAAGUUUGCGAGCAAUAGUCGUGAAUUACUAGCCUCAAUUCCUCCCGCGUCGAAGGCGAAUCCCAAGUUGGACCUAGAUCUGGACCAGUUACCCCUAGAGCGAGCGUUGGGUGUCUACUGGGACGCACAGUCAGAUACUUUUAAGUUCAAGGCCUUACAAGCGUACAAGCCAUCCACCAAGCGAGGGGUACUUUCCGUCGUAAGCUCCCUAUUUGAUCCGUUGGCAUUUCUUUCACCCUUUGUGUUCACAGCCAAGAUUCUGUUACAAGAGCUGUGGAGGCAGAAGUUUUCUUGGGAUCAAGAAAUUCCAGAGCUGUAUUCGUCCCUCUGGCAGAAGUGGUUGCAAGGGCUGCCGUAUGUUACUACAAUCGAGAUACCAAGGUGUUACAAGACCCAGUGCCUUAGUGCACAAGCCACUGUGCAGUUGCACAACUUUUCCGAUGCGUCAAGGCAUGGUUAUGCAGCAGUGUCUUACCCACGGUUCGUUGAUGAGCAAGGAGUGAUCCACUGUUCCUUUGUUAUGGGCAGGACCAGGAAUGUGCCCAUUAAAGAGUGGACCAUACCUCGCCUAGAACUGCAGGCGACAGUGUUAGCGGUACGGCUAAGUAACUCAAUUCUGAAGGAGCUCGAUCUGCAAGUAGAUGGAACCUUUUUCUGGUCUGACUCGAUGACGUCCCUGCAAUAUAUCAAGAACCAAAUUAGGCGCUUCCAAACCUUUGUUGCGAAUCGCGUGGCCGAGACUCAUGAAUCAACCACCCCAGAACAGUGGCAUCUUGUUCCAGGUGGCAUGAACCCCGCUGAUGAGGGUUCACGAGGUGUCACCAUUCAGCAUUUCCAACCCGGAUGUCGGUGGUGGUAA
Pocillopora damicornis (cauliflower coral) is the source of this 1584-nucleotide messenger RNA. RefSeq lists its product as uncharacterized. NCBI's taxonomy places the organism in Eukaryota, Metazoa, Cnidaria, Anthozoa, Scleractinia, Pocilloporidae. The record is from RefSeq and is a predicted model, not a curated record.